GGUGACAGGUUGCCCUAGCUACUCGCCUCCACAUGUCCCAGUAAACUCCAAGGUUAACUCUGUUCAAGUAAUUGGGAAGCCGGCCGGGGAAGCUGCCUCUUGUGUUCACAUUUUCCCAGGUGGCCACCACCAACGGAAGACCAGAAUCGCCUCUCUUUGAGCAAAGGUGUGCUCCGAGGAUUACCACAAGCUCCCGCUGGGGUUUAUUUGAAGCAUGCAAGAGAACAGCGUGGACCAGCCUACAUCAUUAUCUCAGCUCUUGAGAGAGAACUACUUGGCCGAAGCACGAGCACACCAGAGACACAGCGAGAUGAGUCGUUCCGACUCCUCCUCACGGCGCCUGGUCUACGGGCCCCUCAAAGGCAAGAUGGCGGACUCUGCGGGGCUGGACGAGCCGCAACACCAGCUCCCAGACCUCUCAGCCUUCCUGAGUCAGGAAGAACUGGAUAAGAGUGUUAACCUAGCCUGUCAGGCUAUUGGACCCGAGGCCCGCGAAGAGAGGUCAGAUGUCAAGGCCUCCCCCUCUGCCACCUCCGACACUCCCGACACCCAGCCUGAUCCGGAAUUAAAAGAACCCCUACCAACACACCCGGAAUUCUUGCCAGAGAGACGGCCAUACCCACCUCUGUCCCUCCAGGACAAUGUUAUAAGGACAGACGAACAGAUAUAUCAGCCGUCCCCACCGUCCAUCCAGGACAACUCGAUGAGGACAGACAGACAGUCGUUCCCACCGUCCAUCAUCCAAGAUAUUGCAGUGAAGGACAACCGGGAGGACAUUAAGAGACCAGGGGCUGGGGGGAGGAACACCCCGGCAUUCGGCCUGGAGAACCAGUCCAAGAAGGAGUUCCUCAACAAGGCAGCAGACUUCAUCGAGGAGCUCUCCUCUCUGUUCAAGGCAAACAGCUCCAAAAGGAUACGGCCCCGAUCGUGCAAAGCUCAUAGGAGCAGAGCCAACAAGGGCCAAGCCGAUGGGAGCAUUUACUCCCUGAACGCAGACGACAGGGAACGGCCCAUUCUUCUCCAAGACUUCAAAAUGGAGAUGGAGAGGCCUGCUAAUCCCUUUUGCAUUCAGCCGCCAGAGGUCCAAGGUUUGGACAUGGACCCGGGUUAUGGGCACGCUGACUUCCCCAUGCAGGACUGCAGGACUACUGAGGAGCAGUAUGAUGACUCUGAGGUGCUGGAGCCGGAUGAAGUGGAUGAGGCUGAGAGCCCUGCCCUGGUGGAGAUCACCCCUGGAGUGUACACAGCCGACCCCAUCUGUGAGCCCCCUCACUUCAUCCAGAAACUGAAAAGCAGGGAGGUGUCGGAGGGCAGCAAGGUCCAACUGGACUGCAUUGUUCAAGGACUCCCCAUGCCCGAAGUCCGGUGGUUUUGUGAGGGGAAGGAGCUGGAGAACUGCCCUGACAUUCAGAUCAUCAACAACAGCGAGUUGCACUCUCUGAUCAUUGCCGAGGCAUUCGAGGAAGACACAGGGCGGUACUCUUGCUUUGCUUCCAACUUCUAUGGCACAGACUCGACAUCUGCAGAAAUCUACAUCGAAGGUGCCUCCUCUACAGAUUCGGAGGGGGAACAACAUUUUGAGCAUGUAGCACAGCUGCAGAGGACCCCAGCUCAACUGACUACUCCAUCUUUACAUUCAGUGGUCUGUGCUGUGUCUGUUUGUGAGGAAGACACACCCAUCUGUACUAAAGAACAUCCACAGGAGGCCACCUCACUGACGUCUUGCCAGGAGACGUCAGCACCGUUACCUGUCCAGUUAGUCUGUACUCUAGAUCUACCACCAGUGGACAUAGUGUCAGUACUGGCGCAGGAGGUGUCAACACCGUCACCUGUCCCAGUUACGUCCACAACAUCACAGACAAAGACAGUCACUACCACGGCACUACCACUGACCCAGGAGGCUUCCUCUACACCUCCUGCCCAGGUGGCUCCCAUACAGACGACUCUAUCUGAGAACUUAAACGGUGACAGCUAUAACCUAGGUCUAGACGUCUAUCCUCAAGGUCUAGAUGGGAGGCCGAUCAUCGCAGCCCCUGUUUUCACAAAGAGUCUGCAGGACCUUUUGGCGUCGGAGAGCCAGCUGGUGGUGCUAGAGUGUCGUGUUAAAGGGGUGCCCUCCCCCAAGGUGGACUGGUACAGAGAAGGAACCAUCAUAGAGGAUUCCCCUGACUUCAGGAUCCUGCAGAAGAAGCCUCGAUCCAUGGCUGAAUCAGAGGAAAUAUGCACUUUGGUUAUUGCUGAGGUCUUCCCUGAAGAUUCUGGAACAUUCACUUGCACUGCAAGCAACAAAUAUGGAACUGUAUCCAGUAUUGCUGCACUAAGGGUGAAAGGCAAUGAUAACACCAACAACAACCACGUGAAAACUCCACACAAGUCCACACAGGUCCCAGAGCCCUCUUCAUUAGAUCUCACUCCUCCCAGUCUAAAGCCUCAAGCUGAGGUUCCUGUGACCAACAGCAUCAAGCCUCACUCCAACACCAUCCGCCUGGAUCCGCUCAGUUCCAGCACGUUACGACUGGACCCUCUGAGCACCAGUACCCUCCGACUGGACCCUCUGAGCUCCAGCAUGCUGCGCCAGGACCCUGUCAGCAUCAGCAUGCCCAGUCUGGACCCACUAAUCCUGGGCAGCAGCCCCAGGAUAGGCACGCGUAGCUCCAGCACAUCUUGUCUGGAUCCACUCUACCUGAGCACCCCUCACUCAGAUCUGUCUACUAGCUCCAACAGGGAACUUCCUGAGCCUAAGACUGACCAUGAAGACUCCAGAGCCUUCUCAGUGUUAUCAGACCCUGACGUUGGUCUGAGUCCUAAGGUGGAAGGGACUCCUUUCCAUAAACCUGAGCCCCCUCCCCCCCGUAAACCUCCCUGAUCCCCCCCACCUCCUCUUGCCUCAAGCCUGGGGUUCUGGUGAGCCACAACGGGCCCAGGUCCAGCUCCAGGGUAGGCCUCCGUGUGCACUUUAAACUGCCUGAGAAUGAGACAGACAACGAGAGUGAAACAUCCGAUAGCCAUUCAUAUG
Molecule: messenger RNA, 3016 nt
Organism: Oncorhynchus gorbuscha (pink salmon)
Lineage: Eukaryota; Metazoa; Chordata; Actinopteri; Salmoniformes; Salmonidae
Product: myopalladin-like
Exons: 11
Coding region: 215-2866 (883 amino acids)
Molecular function (GO): protein kinase activity
Source: RefSeq, a predicted model, not a curated record